CUCAUUAGCUUUCCCCUUCUUCCAUCUCUCUUCUUUAAGCUGCAGAUGCUCUGAAAUUGCAGUGUCUCCUUCAGCUUGUAUCAGUAUCAUGCAAUCAUUGAACCCAUACUCGACGCUCACGCCGCCAUCAUCGACGUUUCAAGCUCCAAUUGAGCGUCGGACCGAAGUAUAAUCGGAGUGAAAAUCAAUCCCCGGUCGAGCUUUUCCCAGAUACAUCGGGCAAACCAGAUCACUACUCCAACCUUUCUCUGCACUCCGUCCCAGACAUUCCAGCUUCGUGCAUUUCCGGCCGGAGAUUCUGGUCCGACCGGUCGUGUUUGGCGAUGUAAGUUACACGGGUCCAGUUCGGUGGGGGCAGCAUCUGCUUGAAGGGUGAUCUCUGUUGCUCUGAGGAUUGCUGUCAUGGAGAAUCCUCUCUCGCAUGAUGAGGCGAAGAUCGAAGAUCGUAAAAGUGUAGUUCACAAGAUAUACGGCUUACUGUCUGAUGGUAUACAUUUUGCUGCCCCCUUUUCGGAUGCAAGGGCGAAUGAAGCCGAUGUGGUACGAGGUCUCCUGAAGAUGUUGCAAGGCUUCUCCAGUAAUCUAUUUUAUUGGGACCACAGAGCGGGUUGCUUCGGCGUAAAAUCUGGGAUAUACGUUGUGCACCUGUCGAGGACAAGUCUUCAUGCCAUUCUCAGCCAGUUUAGCUAUGCUGCAACAUGUUUACAACUUGUAGAUAUUAUAGUCGGUAAAGUGGAAAUGCCUUCUAGACUACCUCCGCCGACACUGAAAGCAUUUGCAAGCUGCGUAUCUUCAUGGAUAAGAAGAUUGAGGGAUGUUGCUUUAAAGGAGGAAAUGAAGAUGAGCAGCUCAGAUAACAAGACCUUUCCAACCUUGUUGGGAUUGGCUAGUUCUUUAUCAAGUCUCUGUGCAGGUGCUGAAUAUUUACUCGAUAUAGUGCAUGGAGCCAUUCCUCCAUCAUGCCUUGAGGUUUACUCUUCUGUUACUGCUUCUGAAGUGGCAGUUCACAUUCUCGACUAUCUUUACAAGAGACUAGACGAAGCAUGUCUUGUACAAGGUGGUGAGGAGGAAGCUUAUCAGAUGCUCCUUCAUCUGUUUGUUGGAAGUGUGCAACCAUAUAUUCAGGGUCUUGACUCCUGGCUUUAUGAAGGAAUUCUGGAUGAUCCCUUUGAGGAGAUGUUCUUUUAUGCUAAUAAAGCAAUUUCAGUCGAGGAUCCUGAGAUUUGGGAGAAGAGCUAUCUAAUGAGACAAGCACAGCGGUGCAACAAGGAUGCCCAACAGAUAAAUUGGGCUAGUGCAAGGGACCAUGUACCUCUGAAAGGUGACAAGAAAGAAAUAACAGAUAGUAUGUCUGGUAAAAAAGAGGGGAAUGACGGAGACCUUCUCGUGUAUCCUAUAUUUCUUAAGGACAUUGCUAAGUCAGUCAUUUCCGCUGGAAAAUCAUUGCAGCUAAUUCGGCAUGUUUCUCCAACAUCAUCAGCUGUAUCACCUGGAAAAAUUGAUUAUAGUGUCAAGGAUCUAGAAGGUUCAGUUGAGGUCCAUGAACUGUCGGGCUUGACUCUGUCGGAAACAUUUUGCACCUCAGUUGCAGGUCUUAUUGGCCAUGGCGGGCACGUGGAGAGAUUCUUUUGGCAAGAAGACUCAUGUAAAUCCAAGACGAAUUCUUCCUUUUUGUCCGGUGACAACCAAUUAGAAGUAGAGAAGAAGGAUAAGGAAAGUUUGCUCGCUCCAUUAUGCUCAGAGAAGAUAUGGGAUACCUUCUUUACUGACGCUUAUGGUCGAAACAGAGAGAUUGCUUCUGAAUAUGGGAAUUCGAGCAAAUCUGUUCAUGCUGAAGAAGUGAUUCUGGCCUCAGAAACUGAGGGAGAAACACUUACUUCGAUAACCUUCUAUCCUGAGAAUCCAGUGAUUACUCUGUGUCAUCCAAUUCUUAAUAAAAAUACCUGUGCCUGGAAAUCGUUGAACAUAUCCAAGAGUUUCUGUCUUCCUCCUUUAAAUGAUGAGGAUAUAUGGAAGGCUAUCUUUGGUGAAGAGAGUGGACCAGUUUCUAGACUUAAAGGGACAGAUUUUGCCCUUGGGUUUCAGUUUGGUGGCCAUGAAUAUCUGCAUGCAAAGGAGGAUGACACGAACAUGUUAGAAGGCUUGUUUCCAUUUCCUACUCUUCUUCCUUCUGUUCAGGAGGGUCUUCCUGUAUCACGUAUCUUACCUUUUCAGAAGAAUAGCACCCUUCCUUCAAGAGUUCUUCAAUGGAUUCAGAAUGUUGAACCGGAAACUACUCCACUUCCCCUUGCUGUUAUGCAGGAAUGCCUUGUGUUUUACAUCAAGAAGCAGGUGGAUCUUAUAGGCAAGCAAAUAUUGUCAAAGUUGAUACUUGACUGGAGGUUGAUGGAUGAACUUGCAGUGUUGCGUGCCAUAUACUUGCUGGGAUCAGGUGAUCUACUGCUGCACUUUUUGGCCGUGAUUUUCAAUAAGCUGGACAGAGGAGAAACCUGGGAUGACGAGUUCGAUUUAAACACUAUAUUGCAGGAAUCUAUUAGCAACUCUGCCGACGGCAAUUUAUUAAGUGCUCCUGAUUCAUUGGUCGUAUCUAUCACAAGAACUCAGGGUCCUCACGCUGACGAACAGCAUAAUAAUGCCUCUGUCGCAUCUCCCAAGAAGAGUAAUGUGCAAAGAUAUGGAAUUGAUGGCCUUGCUUCACUAAAAUUCACAUACAAGGUAUCCUGGCCUCUCGAGCUUAUUGCCAACACUGAGGCAAUCAAGAAGUAUAACCAGAUUAUGGGGUUCUUGUUGAAGGUCAAGCGUGCAAAGUUUGCUCUUGAUAAAGCUCGGAGAUGGAUGUGGAAGGGUAAGAGAACUGCAUCUUACAGACGUAAGAAUCACUGGUUAGUGGAGCAGAAACUUCUCCAUUUUGUGGACGCCUUUCAUCAAUAUGUGAUGGACAGAGUAUAUCACAGCGCCUGGCGUGAGCUUUGUGAGGGCAUGGCAGCAGCUCGGUCACUUGAUGAAGUAAUGGAAGUACACGAGGCCUACUUGCUGUCUAUUCAACGCCAGUGCUUUGUCGUUCCAGAUAAACUGUGGGCUCUGAUUGCUAGUCGGAUCAACAGCAUCCUCGGAUUGGCUCUGGAUUUCUACUCCAUACAGCAGACUCUGAGCAGUGGAGGAGCAGUCUCAACGAUCAAGGCACGGUGUGAAGUGGAAGUGGAGAGGAUUGAGAAGCAGUUUGACGGAUGCAUCGCUUUCCUCCUGAGAAUCUUGUCUUUUAAACUCAACGUGGGGCACUUCCCUCAUCUGGCCGACUUAGUCACCCGAAUCAAUUACAACUACUACUACAUGUCCGAUAGUGGGAACUUGAAGACCACAUCUGCUGCUGCUGAAACUGUUGCUUCUCGCUCUGUCAAGCCCUUCUCUGGUUGAGCAGAAUGGUGAGGCUCUCUCUAUGUUAUGCCCACUUACCUGCAGUUUCAAAGGAAUUUUGCUGCUCGAGGAGAUAGGUCCAAUCCCGAAAAUGUCGAUGUUGUACUGAUGUAAUUAUAUAUGAAGUGAAUUUUGCAAGGUUCACGGGAAACAUUCAGUACUCGUUAUGUAAAAGCGAUGCAGUCCUCUUAGAAUCAAGUUUUAAUUAUCUUUUUAUUUCAUUUUUUUUGGAUAAAAGAGCAUCUUUCAUUACCACAUUGGAAGUCCAAUAGAUAUAGUGAACUUGUAAUUUACUUAGCUGCAUUGAAAUUUAUUAAUUUUCUUUAGCUUAA
Messenger RNA from Punica granatum (pomegranate), 3746 nucleotides. The record is from RefSeq and is a predicted model, not a curated record. Lineage: Eukaryota; Viridiplantae; Streptophyta; Magnoliopsida; Myrtales; Lythraceae.